AGAGGCGGCGGCGUGGGUAUAUAAGGCGCGCGGGAGGCGGGGGCUCCGCGCAGUGCAGCUCGUGAGGAGUUACGGAGGUGCGGGUUCUUUCGGCGAACGGUCGUGCAGCUGGUGAUUUCACACCACGGUUAAGAUGCCAGAGGAAGUUCAGACACAGGAUCAACCAAUGGAGGAGGAAGUGGAGACCUUUGCCUUCCAGGCAGAAAUUGCUCAAUUGAUGUCUCUGAUUAUCAAUACCUUUUACUCCAACAAGGAAAUUUUUCUCAGGGAGUUGAUCUCUAAUUCUUCUGAUGCUCUUGACAAAAUCCGGUAUGAAAGUUUGACAGACCCAAGCAAAUUGGAUUCUGGAAAGGAGUUGAAGAUAAAUCUUAUUCCUAACAAACAAGACCGUACGCUGACCCUUGUGGAUACUGGCAUUGGGAUGACCAAAGCUGACUUAAUAAAUAACCUGGGUACCAUUGCCAAGUCUGGCACCAAGGCUUUUAUGGAGGCCUUGCAGGCUGGAGCAGAUAUUUCUAUGAUUGGCCAAUUUGGUGUUGGCUUCUAUUCUGCAUACUUGGUGGCUGAGAAAGUGACAGUGAUUGCCAAACACAAUGAUGAUGAACAGUAUGCCUGGGAAUCUUCAGCUGGUGGAUCGUUCACAGUCAGAUUGGACAAUGGUGAGCCUCUAGGUCGUGGUACGAAGGUUAUUUUGCAUCUGAAAGAAGACCAGACUGAAUACUUGGAAGAAAGACGAAUUAAGGAAAUAGUCAAGAAACAUUCCCAGUUCAUUGGCUAUCCGAUAACAUUGUUUGUAGAAAAGGAGCGUGACAAAGAGGUGAGUGAUGAUGAGGCAGAAGAGAAAGAAGAGGAGAAGGAAGAGAAAGAAGAAAAGCCUGAAGAUAAACCAGAGAUUGAAGAUGUUGGUUCUGAUGAGGAAGAAGAAAAGAAGGAUGGUGACAAGAAAAAGAAGAAGAAAAUCAAGGAGAAGUAUAUUGACCAAGAAGAGCUGAACAAGACCAAACCAAUUUGGACCAGAAACCCAGAUGAUAUUACUAAUGAGGAAUAUGGUGAAUUCUACAAGAGUCUGACUAAUGACUGGGAAGAUCACUUAGCAGUCAAACACUUCUCUGUGGAAGGACAGCUUGAGUUCAGGGCACUUUUGUUUGUCCCAAGGCGUGCACCUUUUGACUUAUUUGAAAACAGAAAGAAAAAGAAUAACAUCAAGUUAUAUGUACGCAGAGUUUUUAUCAUGGAUAAUUGUGAAGAGUUAAUCCCUGAAUACUUGAAUUUCAUGAGAGGUGUUGUUGAUUCAGAAGACUUGCCUCUGAACAUCUCACGUGAAAUGCUUCAGCAGAGCAAAAUCCUGAAAGUGAUUCGAAAGAAUUUGGUCAAGAAAUGUUUAGAACUGUUCACUGAGCUGGCAGAAGAUAAAGAAAACUACAAGAAGUUCUAUGAGCAGUUUUCGAAAAAUAUUAAGCUUGGCAUUCAUGAAGAUUCCCAAAAUCGCAAGAAAUUGUCAGAGUUAUUAAGAUACUAUACUUCUGCCUCUGGAGAUGAGAUGGUAUCACUAAAGGAUUACUGCACUCGGAUGAAGGAAAAUCAGAAGCAUGUGUACUACAUUACUGGUGAAACAAAAGAUCAGGUGGCCAAUUCUGCAUUUGUGGAGCGACUUCGUAAACAUGGGCUGGAAGUAAUCUAUAUGAUUGAACCUAUUGAUGAAUAUUGUGUACAACAGUUGAAAGAAUUUGAGGGGAAGACUUUGGUGUCAGUAACAAAAGAAGGUCUGGAGCUUCCUGAAGAUGAAGAAGAGAAAAAGAAACAGGAGGAGAAGAAAGCCAAGUUUGAAAGUCUCUGCAAGAUCAUGAAAGAUAUUCUUGAAAAGAAAGUAGAGAAGGUUGUAGUUUCCAACAGACUGGUUACUUCUCCAUGCUGCAUUGUAACCAGUACAUAUGGCUGGACUGCAAACAUGGAGAGGAUCAUGAAAGCUCAGGCUCUCAGGGACAACUCCACAAUGGGUUACAUGGCUGCAAAGAAACAUUUGGAGAUAAAUCCUGACCACUCUAUCGUUGAAACACUGAGACAGAAAGCCGAAGCAGACAAGAAUGACAAGUCGGUGAAGGAUCUGGUCAUUCUUCUGUACGAGACCGCACUUUUGUCUUCUGGCUUCAGUCUAGAGGACCCUCAGACACAUGCCAACCGCAUCUAUAGAAUGAUAAAACUUGGUUUGGGCAUAGAUGAAGAUGAUGCUACUACAGAGGAAACAAGCCCAGCAGUUACUGAAGAGAUGCCACCACUGGAAGGAGAUGAUGACACUUCACGUAUGGAAGAAGUGGAUUAAAUACUCAAUUAUCUGAAAGAAAUGUGGAUAUUCCCUUUGUCCUUGGCUUUGAAUAAGUUAUGUUUGUAUAUUAUGAAUGUUAACCUGCUGAAAAAUUCAUUACACUUGUCUGCAUUCCCUCUUUAUAUUUAUUUUUUGAAGAUGUUAUUCUUUUAUUUUUGUUAACAUUUGCUUUUUUAGGUAAUGUGGGAUGCCAUUGAGGGAAUGUCCUUUCUUGAUAUAUAACCCUGUACAUUGGCAAAUAAAUAUUAUCUGGGUAGUUUAUGGCAGGAUUUUGUGCUGGUGGACAGAAAAAGGGAGUAGGUGGGAAAUCCAGUUCUGCAAAUGUUAUGGUUAAAUCUCUGAAGUUACACAAUUGAACACCUGUAUCAUACAGUACCUGGUAACUAGGUAUUUGGAACUGAAUACUGUGGAAUAUUUACAUCAGAAUUCCAACCUGUUGAUGUUUAGUUUUUUUAUACUGUAAAAAAAAAGAUUCUAAAUUCCACACUUAACAUAGAAUAGAAUCUACUGUAAAUCUAUUGUGUCUAAUGCAGUUUUUGCAUGUAUGGUUCUACUCUGGAACUAUCUAAAAAUAAAAGUGU
Notechis scutatus (mainland tiger snake) is the source of this 2904-nucleotide messenger RNA. RefSeq names its product heat shock protein 90 alpha family class A member 1 (gene HSP90AA1). The record is from RefSeq and is a predicted model, not a curated record. NCBI's taxonomy places the organism in Eukaryota, Metazoa, Chordata, Lepidosauria, Squamata, Elapidae. Gene Ontology annotation, biological process: protein folding. Gene Ontology annotation, molecular function: ATP binding; ATP hydrolysis activity; ATP-dependent protein folding chaperone.